AUUUCGCUUUUCGCUAGUGAGUGUUGUUGUUGCUGUUGUCAAAUUUACAAUCAGAUUGCGGCCGGCGGAACGAAAGUGCCAAGAAAUCGGACAGUAUGGGGGCGGUUCUGGAGGGGCUGCGAUCGCUGGACGCGUACCCAAAGCCGGACGAAGAGCAGAGCGUCAAGACGGUCACCGGGGCCGUCGUGUCGGUUGUCAGCCACUUGAUCAUGCUGCUCCUACUUCUGUCCAACUUAAGCGAGUACCUGUCCGCCCCUGAGAUGGCCGAGGAGAUAUUUGUGGACGUAUCCCGAGGCUCAAAACUGAACAUCAACCUGGACCUCGUUGUUCCUGGAAUUUCCUGUCAAUUUCUCGGUCUCGAUGCCGUUGAUACAUCCGGUGAUCAGCAUUUACAAAUAACACAUAAUAUUUUUAAAAGAAGGCUUGACGCACUAGGCCAACCUAUUGAAGAGCCUCAAAAGACAGAAUCACUUGGAAGCUCAAAGGCUGACGAAUUCAAGAAAGCCCUUGAAAAACUGGCCGAAAAGAAAGAAGAAGUUGACGAGAAAGGGAAGUGUGGCAGUUGCUACGGUGCUGAAACGGAAGAACUCAAGUGUUGCAACACAUGCGCUGAGGUCAGGGAGGCUUACCGAAAUAAACAAUGGUCACUGCCCGAGCCGGAAAAUAUUGAACAGUGCAAAAAGGAAAACUUUUCUGAGCACUUAAAAAAUGCAUUUACAGAAGGCUGCCAAAUCUAUGGCUACCUCGAAGUCAACAGAGCUGGAGGAAGUUUUCAUGUGGCUCCAGGACAAAGUUUCUCAAUAAAUCAUGUCCAUGUUCACGACGUCCAGCCAUUCUCCUCUUCAAGUUUCAACAUGUCACACACCAUCCGGCACCUCUCUUUUGGCCAGAGUAUAAGAGGAAAGGAUGGUCCUCUCGAUAAUCACAAGGAAAUCGCUAGCGAAGGUUCAACAAUGUUUCAUUACUAUAUAAAAAUUGUGCCCACAACAUACAGCAAUCUAGAUGGCCAAGUUUUCCACACAAACCAGUAUUCUGUAACGAAGCACAAAAAGGUUGUCUCGCACAGUAUGCUUGAGUCGUCGGGAAUGCCAGGCAUUUUCUUUAGCUACGAGCUGUCGCCCAUGAUGGUUCGUUACUCCGAAACCAAAAGGUCACUAGGCCACUUUCUUACAAAUGUUUGCGCCUCAAUUGGUGGCAUUUACACUGUGGCGAGCAUUGUGGACGCAAUCAUCUUCCGUCUCAGCCAGAGAGCCACCAAGUUCCAGUUGGGCAGAGUCAACUGAUCUGAUUUUGUGAUCAGGCCCUUUAUUUAAAAUGGACCUCAAUUUUUGUUCAGUCACUUUGUGUUAUUGAUUGUAAAACGAUUUUAUUAAACUGCUCUGACGAGAGA
This is a messenger RNA of Neocloeon triangulifer, 1390 nucleotides long. RefSeq names its product endoplasmic reticulum-Golgi intermediate compartment protein 3. The transcript has 10 exons. Gene Ontology annotation, cellular component: endoplasmic reticulum; endoplasmic reticulum membrane; Golgi membrane. Bases 96 to 1283 code for a protein of 395 amino acids. Gene Ontology annotation, biological process: retrograde vesicle-mediated transport, Golgi to endoplasmic reticulum; endoplasmic reticulum to Golgi vesicle-mediated transport. The record is from RefSeq and is a predicted model, not a curated record. Lineage: Eukaryota; Metazoa; Arthropoda; Insecta; Ephemeroptera; Baetidae.